CUUCUUCUCUCUACAUUGAUUAAUCCACGUGGCGUGUUGCAAUAGGAGAAUUCACUAGAGAGAAAAACGCUUCGUGUAUGUAGAACACGAAUCACCAUCUUCACCAUUCUCUGCAAAAACUUUAUACCUCCUUCCUCCUCAGUAACAAAUCAGAAAAAUCGAUCAAAAUGGUUUCAUAAUUCUCUCUCUCUCUCUCUUUUCCUUCUCUUUCAAAGAUUCCUGUUCUCGCCCACAGGCCCAUUUUUCUAAACAUAUUAAUUUUGUUUUUAAAAAUCGAAUCGUAACAUACGGAAAGAAAAGUUGGAAUUAUGUUCGUUACGAUGGUGAGAAAGUUACAGUGAUUAAUCUAAUCAUACUGUGUAAUAUCCACUUCUUUGGUCAAUAAUCAUCAUCAUUCUGUUCUGGGUAAAGGAAAAAUCAUUUCUUUUCUCGUUUGGGAGAGAGAAGUUGUAUCCUUUUUUUUUUUCUGGGUUUGUUGUGAAACCCAGAAGAACAGAGAAGGGAAGAAGGAGGAGACGGGACGAGGAAAACAUCUCUCUCCCGCUUCAAAAAUCUCGUUUCAUUCAGUGCUAAAUUCGGAUCCGGGUCGGGUGGGUUUCCGUUGUUGGUGUCGGAUCAGAGUCCAGUUGGAUGUUAGCGGCGGAACUGGCGAUUUCCGUUUGCGGCUGCGGCGGUUGUGACGGUGUUUGUGGUUCGUUGUCUUCAAUCAAUCAGGACUUUCAUCUCAUUUUGAGCAAAGACUCAGUCAAAAUCUUGGAUCUUAAAUGGCUGGUUUUGAUGAAAACGUUGCUGUAAUGGGAGAAUGGGUGCCUCGUAGUCCAAGUCCAGCGACGCUUUUCUCCUCUGCGAUUGGAGAACAGAAGAGCUCGAAACGUGUUCUUGAAAGAGAGCUUUCUUUGAACCAUGGUCAAGUUACUGGUGUAGAAGAUGUCACUAAUGGUAACAACAACAAGGAAUCUCCACGAACCAACACUUUACGUGGUGGUUUAAGCGAGAGAAGAGCUGGAUUCAACGCUCCGAGGAUCAACACCGAGAACAUCCGCUCUAAUCCUGACUUUUCCAUCGACUCUAGUCUUCGGUCACCUUGCUUGACCAUCUCUUCUCCUGGCCUUAGCCCUGCAACACUCUUGGAAUCUCCGGUCUUUCUUUCUAACCCAUUGGCUCAACCGUCUCCAACUACAGGGAAAUUUCCAUUUCUUCCCGGAUUCCACAGUAAUGCGAAAGACGAGUUCUUUGAUGACAUUGGGGGAUCGUUCACUUUCCAUCCCGUUUCAAGAUCAUCUUCCUCUUUCUUCCAAGGCACAACGGAGGCGAUGCCUGUUGAUUACGGUAGCUACAACAACGGCUCUUCUCAUCGAUCGCCAGAAGAAGAUGUGAAAACCGGUUCUCAAAACAUGAAAAGCUCUAAUCUUUACGUGGUUGAAACUGAACAAAGUGGCCAGAAGAGGAAGACACCUGAUGCCGCAACAAACACCGGUCGAGAAGAAGAGGAAGGAGGAGGAGAAGAGCAGAGACGCGGUGAUUCGAUGGUUGGUGGUGCGCCUGCUGAGGAUGGAUACAACUGGAGGAAGUACGGACAAAAGCUGGUCAAAGGGAGUGAGUAUCCACGAAGCUACUACAAGUGCACAAGCCCGAAUUGUCAAGUGAAGAAGAAAGUCGAGAGAUCAAGGGAAGGCCACAUUACGGAGAUUAUAUACAAAGGAGCUCAUAAUCACUCUAAACCUCAACCUAAUCGCCGCUCGGGAAUGCAAGUAGAUGGAACCGAGCAAGUUGAACAACAGCAGCAGCAGCAGCAGCAGCAUCAGAGAGAUAACGCUGGAGCGUGGGGCAGUUGUAAUAACACUCAACAACAAGGUGGAAGCAAUGAGAACAAUGUCGAAGAGGGAUUUGAAUAUGGAAACCAAUCUGGAUCGAUUCAAGCUCAAAACGGAGGUCAAUAUGAGUCAGGUGAUGCUGCUGUGGUUGUGGUUGAUGCUUCAUCGACAUUCUCUAACGAUGAAGACGAAGAUGAUCGAGGGACGCAUGGGAGUGUUUCUUUGGGCUAUGAUGGAGGAGGAGGAGGAGGAGGAGCAGAAGGAGACGAAUCCGAGUCGAAAAGAAGGAAACUUGAAGCUUAUGCAGCAGAGAUGAGUGGAGCAACAAGAGCCAUACGUGAGCCAAGAGUUGUUGUGCAGACAACAAGUGAUGUUGACAUUCUUGAUGAUGGAUAUCGCUGGCGAAAAUAUGGUCAGAAAGUUGUCAAAGGAAACCCAAAUCCAAGGAGUUACUACAAAUGCACAGCUCCUGGAUGUACAGUGAGAAAACACGUAGAGAGAGCUUCUCAUGAUCUCAAAUCCGUGAUAACCACUUACGAAGGCAAACACAACCACGACGUCCCCGCCGCACGCAACAGCAGCCACGGCGGCGGUUCAGGCGGUGGAAACGGUAACAGCGGCGUUUCAGCCGCUCAAUCCCACCAUUACCACCACAACGGACAUCACUCAGAGCCGCCACGUGGCAGAUUCGACAGACAACUUACGGCGACCAACCAAUCUCCGUUUGGCCGUCCGUUUAGCUUCCAGCCGCAUUUGGGUCCACCUUCCGGUUUCUCGUUCGGUCUAGGUCAAACCGGUUUGACUAAUCUUUCAAUGUCUGGUUUAGCGUAUGGUCAAGGGAAACUGCCGAUGUUGCCUCACCCGUAUUUGACUCAACCGGUUGGGAUGAGUGAAGCGAUGAUGCAGAGAGGGAUGGAACCAAAGGUUGAACCGGGUUCGGAAACAGGACAAUCGAUAUAUAACCAGAUAAUGAGUAGAUUACCACAGAUUUGAAAAAAAAUUACUCUUUUCUUCUUUCUGCAUUUGGUCGGUCCUUAUAAUAACUCAUCAUUUCUGUUUCUUUCUUUCAUUUAUUAAUUUGAAACUUUGGGGGAAGGUAAAGGCUGUUUCUAUUUUCAUUCCUAAGUUUUGCCUUAUUAAUUAUACAAGCAAGCAUAAAACAAGAAAAAUGAGGGUACAUAUAGCUCUGUUAAAGAGGCAAAGUUAUAUAAAUGGAUCUUAGCAAA
Molecule: messenger RNA, 3040 nt
Organism: Thlaspi arvense
Lineage: Eukaryota; Viridiplantae; Streptophyta; Magnoliopsida; Brassicales; Brassicaceae
Source: the annotation of a GenBank genome assembly